Messenger RNA from Cynara cardunculus var. scolymus (artichoke), 1331 nucleotides. RefSeq names its product beta carbonic anhydrase 5, chloroplastic-like. Bases 110 to 1081 code for a protein of 323 amino acids. Gene Ontology annotation, biological process: carbon utilization. The record is from RefSeq and is a predicted model, not a curated record. The transcript is spliced from 10 exons. Lineage: Eukaryota; Viridiplantae; Streptophyta; Magnoliopsida; Asterales; Asteraceae. Gene Ontology annotation, molecular function: zinc ion binding; carbonate dehydratase activity.
AGGGAUUGAGAAAAAAAGGAUGUUAUGCUACCCAAGGUUUCAGGAGAGCUUAAUAGAAAGACAAGUGUAGUUGUACAUCGUGCUUUGGAAGUUGUACUCUUGAAUCCAGAUGAGGGUUGGCUUACGGUGGGCACCUGCUGUAUAUAAACAAUAUCUACGUCCUACAACUAUUUCAAUUCUUGGAUCUUCUUCCCCUGUCUACGAAUCAGAGUUUACAAGAUCAUCUGCUUCAACAUCAACUAUCUCCGGUUCUGAGUUGAAGUUUUCGGGAAUUGAGCAGAUACGGUUGGGAUUUCUGAAUUCUUCCAAGAGCAAUCUUGCUUUGAGAUUGAAGGCCUCAAGGGAGGGGGUAGGUCUGGUUCAAGAAACUACAGAAAAGACACCAAAACUUGUAAAGAAACCCAAGGAUGGCAGUGAUUCAUUCACUGAGAUGAAACAGAGGUUCCUGAGUUUUAAAAGACAGAAAUACUUGGAAAACUUGGAGUGCUAUCAAGAACUUGCUCAAGCACAAGCCCCAAAGUUCCUGGUGAUUUCUUGUGCAGAUUCUAGAGUUUGCCCCUCCUAUAUUCUAGGAUUUCAACCUGGUGAAGCCUUUGUGGUCCGUAAUAUAGCCAAUCUUGUUCCACCAUUUGAGAAUGGACCAUGUGAAACCAAUGCUGCGCUUGAAUUUUCAGUGAAUACUCUCGAAGUUGAAAAUAUACUGAUUACUGGCCAUAGCUGUUGUGGAGGCAUUCGUGCCCUCAUGGGCAUGGAGGACGAAGAAAAGUCAAGUAGCUUUAUCAAGAAUUGGGUCAUGUUAGGGAAGGCAGCAAAAUCAAGCACAAAAGCCACCACUUCUAACCUCAGCUUCGACCAGCAGUGCAAACACUGUGAAAAGGAAUCAAUAAACCAUUCACUAUUGAACUUGCUAACAUACCCAUGGGUAGAAGAACGAGUGGCAAACGGUCUGCUUUCUCUCCAUGGUGGCUACUAUAAUUUCGUAGAUUGUACAUACGAGAAGUGGACUCUUGAUUACCAGAAGAGCAGUACAAAGCAGGCAACCGGUGGGUACGCCAUCAAGAACCGUGAAUUCUGGCAAUGAUGUUAUGCUGUUCUUAUUCUUCUGUCGAUAUUAUUAACUCGAUAAAAACGUGCCCAUAUCAUAAGACUGUUGUUUGUUCUGUAUCGUUGGAUACAAUUUGUGGGGUGUUUUUUUGUUGUUGUUUAGAUCUCCUUUCUUUCUGUUUGUCCAGUUCCAUGAUAGGAUCAUAGUGAAAUUUAUACAUCAUCCUUUCUGUGUACUAUAAAUGGAACUUUGUUUCUGAAGCACAAACUUAUUGCAUUAAUUAUUA